This is a messenger RNA of Dermacentor andersoni, 4033 nucleotides long. NCBI's taxonomy places the organism in Eukaryota, Metazoa, Arthropoda, Arachnida, Ixodida, Ixodidae. The record is from RefSeq and is a predicted model, not a curated record.
GUGGUCACAGUGAACCUGAGUCGGUGACAGUGAGCUUUAGCGGACCUGUCACCGCUAAAGUGACAGGGACUAGUGAGCGACUGUCGGCGAGGGUGAGCGUACUUACCAGGUACGAAUGUGCGUGAGUGCGGGUGGGUACGAGUGAAAGUGAGUGAGUGUAUGUGUUGGCGCGAGCAGGACCCUGAGCGAGUGCCGAUGAGCGUGAAUAGCCGAUGAGUGUGAGUAGCCGAUGAGUGUGAGUAGCCAUUGAGCGUGAAUAAAGCACGGACAAAUAUGGGCGAGUGAGUGUCCGCUUAUUCUCCCUAUGCCUAUACAAAUUUCACAGAGAUCGCCAGCGCUCGGCGAGGCCUACACGCGUCCGCGGAGCAGGCGGGCCCCGUACAGAAACCCGGCACAGCUGCGCAUACAGCUCCCGAGCGGCGUGCUGUGCGGCAACAGAAGUCGACGUCCGGUCGUUACAGAUGCGGGAUUUCAGGAACGGUUCUGAUCGAGGGUUUUCGGUGUCGGGCGCGCGCCCUGUACGCUGAUCCAGCAGCCCUCGCCUCGCCGUUAUCGUGUGCCAGAGAUGGGCGGGUCCCUGCGGCAGCUGUACAUCAUCCUCUGGAAGGAUGUGUACGUGAAGCAGCUGAAGCGUCAUGUGGUGUGGACCCUGCUCGAGCUGGCGUUCACCGCCGUCGCCAUGUACGGCAUCGGCAAGGACGGUCUCGAGCUGAGCUUCGGUAACCCCGUGCUGGAGGAGGUGUUUCCGCGCGAACAGCCGCUCCAGCUGUGGAACCUCUCCGUCGCCAGGAUACUCUACACGCCGGACGUGCCGCUGCUCGCCGAGGUCAUUCAGAAGGUCCGCGACGACCUGUCCAUAACGGUCGCCGAACCGGUGGCCUCGGACGACGACCUUGACGAUCUGGUGGAGAGCGGCUUCGACUACGGCUCCGUGGUUGGCGUUGCCUUUGAGAACGACCUGAGUGACCUGAACAACCUGCCGGGCGAACUGCGCUACCGCGUCCGCGCACCCGGCCCCAGGUUCGACGUGCGCGUGCGUUACUGGAAAAUGCUGGAGGUUCCGGGCCCGCUGGACCUGGCCGCGACGGGCGAGAUGCGCUCCCUGCUGCCCCUGCAGUACUCGCUGGAGCGCCACCUGCUGCAACAGAUCUGGGAGGCCAAGUUCGGCGAGCCCCCCGCGUCGGCCCAGCUGCAGAUGCAGCGGUUCCCGUACCCGGCCUACUACCCCGAGAACUUCAACACCACCUACAGCCGGCUGGUGUUCCGCUUUGGCGUCGGCUUCCUGCUGCCCUUCGCGUCGGUCGUCGCCAAGAUCACUGACGAGAAGUGCUCCGGAAUGCGGGAGCUGCUCAGCAUCGCCGGCACGAGCGAGCUCGUCUACUGGGGCAGCCACUUCCUGAGCUCGUCGUUCAGCGCGCUGCUGCUCAGCUGCGUGUGCAUGCUGUUCCUGUACGUGUUCGGCUCGGACCCGGUGCUCGGCUACUCGGACCCCCUGCUCGUGCUCGUCGUGCUGGUCAACUUCAACAGCCUCGCCAUACUGCACGCCAUGUUCAUCUCCGUCCUGCUCACCAGCAGCCGGCUGUCCAUCAUCUUCUCGAUGAUGUACUGGAUCUGCAGCAUUGCCUUCCCGUACCUGAUGCUGCAGAACCCGCUGGGCCGAGGAUACUACCUGCGCAGCCGAGCCUCCAAAAUCAUCACGUCCGUGUCGCCCGGCAUGGGACUCCACUGGGCGUUCAUGGUCAUCGAGCGCUUCGAGCGAUUCCGUGGCGGCGUGCACUGGGGUAACAUGCGCGAAUAUGAUUCGACGCUGGACAACGUGAGCCUGUCGGAGCUGCUCGUGGUGAACGUGUGUACCUGCUUCCUGAUGGUGUUCCUCAUCUGGUACGCGGACAACAUCAUUCCCUGGGGACCGGGCAUCCACAAGCCGCCCUGGUUCCCGUUCCUGAGAAGCUAUUGGCUGCCACAACCAGCGAGGAAUGUGAGAAUCCGGCAGAGCGUGGACCCCACCCUUUUCGAGUCGGAUCCACAAGAUCUCAAUCCGGCCAUACAAGUCAUCAGCCUCAAGAAGUUCUACCGGAACUUCCUCUUACAACGCAUCAACCUGAAAAUUUACCGGCACCAGAUCACCGUGCUCACCGGACCAGCCGGUUCUGGCAAAUCGACGAUGAUCAAGAUGAUUACAGGGUUGGUGCCUCCAUCUAGCGGCCAGAUAAUCGUGGACAACUACGACGUGGUGCUGCACACCGAGGAGGCCCGCGAGCGCAUCGCCUACUGCCCGGCCGACAACGUGCUCUUCGACGAGCUCACCGUCGAGGAGCACCUCAUCUUCUUCGCCAUGCUGAAGGGACUGUCCGCGAGCAGGAUCCGGGUCGAGAUCAACCUGCUGCUUACCGACAUCCAGAUGUCGGCCUACAUGAGCUACCGGCCCUCCACCAUGUCGGACGGAAUGAAACGUCUGCUAUGCGUCGCUAUAACUCUCCUGGUUGCGUCCAAGAGCAAGAUCAUGGUCUUCGACGAGCCGACGGCCACCAUGGACCCGCACAGCCAGCGCGAGGUGUGGGAGCUGCUGCUCAAGGCCCGUCGCCACUGCUGCAUCCUGCUGACCACGCAGAACCUGCGCGAGGCCGACGUGCUGGGCGACAAGGUGGGCAUCAUGAACAAGGGCCUGCUCUGGUGCAGCGGCUCGCCGGGCUUCCUGCGCGAGCGCUUCCGCGCCGGCUACAACAUCCGCAUCGCCAAGGAACCCGGCUGCGACACCGCGGCCGUCGAGGCCGUCCUGCGCCGCCACAUCCCGCACGCGGCCGUCAAGAACGACUCGAACACCGAGGCCGAGUUCGCGAUGGGCGCCAACCCGGGCAACCGGCGCCUCACGGCCAUGUUCAAGGAGCUGGACCGCGAGCGGCGCAACCUCAAGAUCGGCGCCAUGAGCGUCGCCAUGUCAUCGCUCGACGAGGUCCUCGACAAGGUGAUCCACGACCCGACCUUCCAGUCGGGCAUCGAGACGGGCACUCCCGUGCACACCGAUGACGAGCCGAUUUACAGGGCGACCAAAGAACCGGGCAGCAGGACCUGUGCGCGGCAGCUGGCGUGGCUGCUCAAGAAGCGGUUCUACAUCUGGCUGCGGGACUGGAACCCGCCCGUUGUCCGCUGGGUGGUUCCGGUGUGCGUGCUGCUGCUGGCGACGCACCUGCAGCGGCUCUUCUCCGAGGAGGACAUCGUGUCGUCCGACUUCUACAAGGACCGGCUGCAGUACACGAUCAGGGCCCUGCACGUGUCUUCGCCGCUGAGCUUCGUCUCGGCCAACCGGAGCCGCGGCGACCCCGUGGCGCGCCACCUGCGCAAGCUGUUCGCCGAGGAGGACAUCCGGCCGGUCUACAUCGGCUCCGACCACACCAGCUCGCGCCUGCUGGACUACGCCGAGGAGCACCCGAGGAUCUACAACUACCGGAUGCUCUUCGGCAUCGUCUUCAUGGCCAACAGCACGCCCACGCUGUGGUACAACGGCCAGUGCCCGCACGCGGCGCCGCUGCUGGUCAACCUGUACCACUCGGCGGUGCUGCGCAACAUCACGGACCAGCCGGCGGCGCGGUUCGUGCUCGUCAGCCACCCGUACAGCAACGAGACCGGCCGCCACCGGGGCGGCGCCGACGAGAAGCAGGACCUGCAGCAGCUGCUGCAGAGCAAGCUCUUCUUCGGCGGCGUGCCGCUCAGCGCCGACACGCUGGUCGUGGAGGUGCUCAUGGGCAUCUUCGUGCCACUCGCGCUGUGCUUCCACGCGGCCAGCUUCGUGGUGUUCCCCAUCACGGAGCUGUGCGGCGAGUUCAAGCGGCUGCAGCUCAUGACCGGCGUGUCCGGCAUCGUCUACUGGUUCAGCAACUUCGUCUUCGACACCGCGCUGGCCGCCGCCUGCGCCUUCGUCUUCGUGCCCACCAUCUGCUUCAGCCACCGAUACCUCAAGAGGCCCGAAUACAUCGGCGAGUACAGCACACACGCAGGCACCGCGCGCGCUCGCUUUGACGCGAGACAUGUAUAG